Rubroshorea leprosula is the source of this 2480-nucleotide messenger RNA. The record is from the annotation of a GenBank genome assembly. NCBI's taxonomy places the organism in Eukaryota, Viridiplantae, Streptophyta, Magnoliopsida, Malvales, Dipterocarpaceae.
CAUGAAAUCCGUGUCCUAUGGACAAAAAAAAAAAAAACAAAAAAGAAAUCUACAACAGGGUAUUUUGUUUUUCUAGAGAGAGAAAGUGUCCGUGUCAAGUUUUUCUAGAGGGAGAAAACCAAACGACACUUUUUUUUUCCCGGAGAGAGAAAGCUUCUGCCGCUAAAUUCGGCGGAGAUUUUAGUGGUGCUCUGCCACCUUGAUAACGUGAGCAGCGUCUUCUUCUUUCCCUUGCUAACGUGCGCCGGCCGGCUGGAAGAUUUUUUUGGGUUUGAUUUGUUCUGGUGUUCAUGUUUUGGUUUGAACUGAACUGGGUUGAAUUUGAAUUGGUUUGUUGGAGCUUCUGAAUUGUUAAAGUAGUGAUCUUUGAGGUUUGAUUUAUCAUCAUUAGCAUCUUCGGUUGGUUUUAUGAUAGAAAGGUAGGAUCUUGUGAAAGCUUGGAACUUUGGAAGAGCAAAAAUGGCUGAUACUGAUGAGGGUAAUACCGAUGUGAUGCAAUUUGGAAGUUCCACAACUUCGAUUCCUAGACAACCCAUGUCAAUGAACCAACUUGAAAUUCCUCCGUUGAAUCCUAAUCAAAUCCGUGCCAGACAUUUCUCUCAUUUUGGUCAAAACUUAAGUGGUACCGAUGCUAGCAAAAGAGUUGGCAUGCCUCCUUCUCACCCCAGCCAGAUCCCACCUAUAUCGCCGUACUCACAGAUCCCGGUGUCCCGGCCUGUCAACCAGCCUACUGGUUCACAAAAUUUCAGCCAUGGACCACCGACUCACUCGCGGUCGUUGUCGCAGCCUUCUUCCUUUUUCUCUCUUGAUCCAUUACCCCCACUAAGCCCGUUUCCUUUCCGGGACUCCUCAUCUACUUCAGCUUCAGACCAAGUUUCCGCAGAUGUGUCAAUGGAAGAUAAGGAUGCAGGGUCACAUUCUUUGUUGCCACCAUCACCAUCACCUUUUACUAGGGCGAAUUCAGGGCGGUUUGGUGAGGGUUUGCCCCCACGCAAAGCUCAUAGGCGGUCAAGCAGUGAUAUUCCAUUUGGGUUUAAUAACAUAAUGCAAUCUUCCCCACCCCUUAUUCCAUCAAGGGGUCCAGUUGGUUUGGAGAGGUCGGUUUCGGGAAGGGAAAAUAUGGGUGUCUCUAAGCCUGCUCAAUUAGUGAAAAAGGAAACGAGCUGGGAUCGAUCUGGUGAUGGCAAUGCUGAAGGAAUGGGUGAGAGGAAAUCUGAAGGGGAAACCGUGGAUGAUUUGUUUUCUGCUUAUAUGAAUUUGGACAACAUUGAUACAUUGAAUUCUUCGGGCACAGAUGAUAAGAAUGGUACUGAGAAUCAUGAAGAUUUGGAUAGUAGAGCCAGUGGAACAAAGACCAAUGGCGCUGAGAGCAGUGAUAAUGAAGUGGAAAGCAGUGUGAAUGAAAGUGGCAAUAGUAAAAGGGAAGGGAUCAAAAGGAGUGCAGGAGGAGAUAUUGCGCCUACCAGUAGACAUUAUAGAAGUGUAUCCAUGGAUAGUUUUAUGGGCAAGUUGAACUUUGGCGAGGACUCGCCAAAACUGCCACCUUCUCCAGGAACUCGUCCAGUUCAACUCUCACCCAGCAAUUCAAUGGAUGGGAACACUCCUGGUUUUAGCUUGGAGUUUGGCAAUGGAGAGUUUAGUGCGGCCGAACUGAAAAAGAUUAUGGCAAAUGAGAAGCUUGCUGAGAUUGCAAUGACUGACCCAAAGCGUGCCAAGAGAAUUUUGGCAAAUCGUCAAUCAGCUGCUCGUUCCAAAGAACGAAAGAUGCGAUAUAUUUCAGAAUUGGAGCAUAAGGUUCAGACUCUGCAGACUGAAGCCACUACAUUGUCAGCACAGCUAACACUUCUACAGAGAGAUUCUGUUGGGCUUACUAAUCAGAAUAACGAAUUGAAGUUUCGUCUUCAAGCCAUGGAGCAGCAGGCACAACUCCGUGAUGCUCUAAACGAAGCAUUGACAGCAGAGGUCCGACGCUUGAAGCUUGUUACUCAGGACCUGAGUGGUGAUGCAGACCCUUCCAAAGGCAUGGUCUCCCAGCAGCACCCUAUUACCUCCCAGAUGUUUCAGUUGCAACAGCAGCAACUUUCUCAGCUGAGCAUCCACCAACAGCAGCAGCAGCAGCAACAGAAUGGGAGCACAACCAAAAAUCCAGAGUCGAAUCAGUAGGUCGUGAGUAAUGCGAAGAGUUAUUACUUCCCAUCUACUUAUUCAGUAGUAACAUUCAUCGCAUUCCUUCAUUAGUUUUCCAUCUCCAACAAGUUCGAAAGUUAUGGUGAUUACCAAUUCAAGCUGCAUCAGAUGUCUUUCUCGGACCAUCUAUGAAGUCAUAUAUAGCCUAAAUAAUUAUGUCAUAUCUAUAAUUAUAGCUUUAAUUUAAUUUAUUGGAAUGUAAACUAUCUUGACAUGAAUUUGUUUUGUUGACAUUAGAAGAGUUGAACUUAAUUACUCUUCAAACUUCAUUUCAGUAAAGAGUUGGUAUCCAU